Myiozetetes cayanensis is the source of this 1251-nucleotide messenger RNA. RefSeq names its product cilia and flagella associated protein 298 (gene CFAP298). The transcript is spliced from 7 exons. The record is from RefSeq and is a predicted model, not a curated record. Lineage: Eukaryota; Metazoa; Chordata; Aves; Passeriformes; Tyrannidae. The coding region runs from base 107 to 979 and encodes 290 amino acids. Gene Ontology annotation, biological process: regulation of cilium movement.
CCGCCGUGCCCUCAGCGCGCCCCGCGGCGCUGGGCGCGGCCGUCGCCCCGCGCUGGCUCCUCUUUGCCCGUAUCCAGGGACGCGGCCCCGUCGCUGAGGCCCGGCCAUGGUGCGGCUGCACGUGAAGCGCGGCGGCGAGAGCCAGUUCCUGCUGGAGGCGCCGGGCAGCUCCCGCCUGGCCGAGCUGGCGGCCCUCGCCGCCCGCAUCCACAACGGGCGGCUGAAGGUGCAGCGCCUGUGCUCAGAGAUGGAGGAGCUGGCAGAGCAUGGAAUUUCCUUGCCUUACAAUAUGCAAGGACUGACAGAUGAGCAGAUUGGAGAGCUGAAGUUGAAGGAUGAGUGGGCAGAGAAGUGUGUCCCGAGCGGUGGGAGCGUCUUCAGGAAGGAUGAACUGGGACGGAGAAACGGGCACGCUCCAAAUGAAAAAAUGCAGCAGGUUAUAAAGAAGACAAUAGAGGAAGCCAAGGCAUUAAUCUCUAAGAAACAAGUUCAGGCCAACGUGUGUAUGAACAUGGAGAUGGUGAAAGAUGCAUUGGAGCAGCUCCGAGGGGCUGUGAUGAUUGUGUAUCCAAUGGGAUUGCCUCCACACGAUCCAAUUAGGAUGGAGUUUGAAGAUAAAGAAGACUUGUCAGGAACUCACGCUGGACUAGAAGUUAUAAAAGAAUCAGAAGCACAGUUAUGGUGGGCAGGAAAGGAGCUGCAAGAAACAAAGUUGCUGUCUGACUAUGUAGGAAAAAAUGAGAAAACAACCAUCAUUGUCAAGAUCCAAAAAAAAGGACAAGGAGCUCCAGGGCGUGAGCCUGUGAUUAGUCAUGAAGAGCAAAAAGAGAUGAUGCUGUAUUACUACAGAAAGCAGGAGGAGCUGAAGAAACUGGAGGAGGAUGACAACGACUCAUUUCUAAAUGCUGAGUGGGCAGACAACCAAGCUUUGAAAAGGCAAUUUCAUGGUGUAAAAGACAUCAAAUGGGGUCCAAGAUGAAGCCCUGCAAACCCCUUCUUAAGCUGUUCGUUGUUUGCAGUGAGGAUUGUAUGCGGUAGGUUCUUCUUUCAGAAGCUGAAAUUGUCACUUCUGUAGCCUCGGGUGUUCAAUAAAAGUUGACAUUUCCCUGCAACUCCAGCAGCAUUUGUCUCUGCAAAGAAUUGAACCAAUUCUCUUGAAGUUUCAUAUUUUAUUAGAAACUUGUAAUUUGAAUAUUGAAAUGCUAAUCCAUUUCCUAGAUAACAGAUCUAGUAAAUAUGCACUGGAAUGUU